AUGCAGCGCCGCGGCGUAGCCCCAAAUGCUGCAAGACAAAGCGUAACGGCGCCCCCGGUGGUUCCGGCGAUUUCGUCCGGGCUAGUCUCGCGUGAGUCUGGCGCCUGUCUGGGUGCGCCUGGCAUCCUCUGGCCCAAGCUGCGUUGCCACACCCGCGUCGCCGACUCGAAACUCAAUCUGCUGUCAUGUCUGUCAUUUUGGAUUACGGUGUGUGAUGAGUGA
Molecule: messenger RNA, 222 nt
Organism: Colletotrichum abscissum
Lineage: Eukaryota; Fungi; Ascomycota; Sordariomycetes; Glomerellales; Glomerellaceae
Exons: 1
Coding region: 1-222 (73 amino acids)
Source: RefSeq, a predicted model, not a curated record